AUGUUAAGAAUACCACCAUUCCUUUUUAUAGCAGCCAUGGAAAAGCCUGCUCGCUACAAAUCAAAGAAUAAGAAGCUAGCCGCUAAAGCAAAGACAUCGAAGAAACGCAAAAGUGACGGUCCAACUUGUUCUAUGUUCUUAGCAGAGUUAACCAGAAAACUGGCUUCCAAAAAGAAGCAGGAAGAAGAAGAAGAACACUCACCAAGAAAUAUUGUCCAAACAAUAAUAGACAGCAUCACAAAUGCCUUACCAGUCAAAAUUUCGAGAAAAUCUCCACAGAAAAUUCCAUCACCCAUGAAGAUGGAGACACUGCAGACAUUCGCACCAGAACUAAUACCCAAUGACAUACUAAAUAUCCCGCCACCAAACCCCCCAUCACCACCCGUUCCACCGAUCAAUGACGAUGUUUCUAUGGAAGAAGUAGAAAUAGCCGUACAAAAACCAGGAACAUUCAAAAUGCCCAAAAUGCCUUUAGUCAGCAGCGAAGUCCUCAAAAUGGCAGUUAUAGAAAGGAAAAAGAAGAUUCCAAUGCAAGACCAAGCAGUCAACACGGGAACGGAACACGAUGUCGCUACGGAGAUCGCUAAACAUGUUAGCACGUUAAGAAAAAUAUCUUUGAUAGCGGAAGAAUUUAACCAGAAAACAGCCAAAAACUUAAAGGAGAUAGUAGACAGCGUCCAGGAAGAUCUGAUAAAGAAACUAGAACAAAUACAAGCAGAGAAAAGAGCUGCUUCAGACAGAACAUUCCACCUUGAAACUGAAAGCGAAGACCGAGACGAUUAA
Molecule: messenger RNA, 783 nt
Organism: Helicoverpa zea (corn earworm)
Lineage: Eukaryota; Metazoa; Arthropoda; Insecta; Lepidoptera; Noctuidae
Exons: 5
Coding region: 1-783 (260 amino acids)
Source: RefSeq, a predicted model, not a curated record